AUGGAUGGGGUUCUACCGUCGUUUAUUACACGGACCAAUUGUUCUUUUGUUUGCAGGUCCUUGUCGAAGGUUUGGCCUGAGGUUCUAAAUAAUGUCAUAUGGACUAUUGAUGAUGGACAGCCAGUCGAUACGUUACGUGUUUGUGAUGUUGUAGACAAUGCAGGAGAUUGGGAUUGGGUGCGAUUGAGGAGAUGGCUCCCUCAUUGGAUUUUGACUUAUAUUGCAACGAUGAUUAUUUCGUCGUCAUUAAGUGUGCUAGAUCAAUUUAUUUGGAAGUGGAAGGCAAGUGAUAAGUUUUCAUCCAAGGAAACAUUUAAGAAUUUGUACCAAGUUGAUUCUACUGACUCGUCUAUUCAAUGGAAUCUAGUUUGGAAGGCCAAGACGCCCCAACGAGUAAGGGUUUUUCUGUGGCUCCUUUGGCAAAAUAGGAUCCUGACUAAUGGGGAAAUAUUGAGAAUACAUAUUACUACUAAUAGCCAUUGUCUACGAUGUGGAUGUGGGGUUGAGACGAGUCUCCGUGCGAAUCAGAAUUUGUUUGUUUUCUCGGAUGGUCACAGUUGUGUGCAAGAACUUGUGGAUAAAGGCACAAGUUGGAUGUGGAGUGUUUUAUCUUCGAGACUCGAGCCGCCUUUUUCUCAUCCAAGGGCAAUAGCUUCACACUGGUCACGUCUUGAGGAGGGUUACAUUAAACUUAAUAUUGAUGGUGCAGUGGAAGGAAGGGAAAUGCUUGAAGGGUUUUGUUUGGCAUCGGAUAAAAGGUUCCGAAAGUUGGAGUUGGAGUGUGACAAUGGCUUGUUGGUUGAAACCAUUAUUGCUGGAGGUGCCGUGGAUAGGAGGAUAACGACACUGAGGUUGUUACAUAGUAUGCUUAUUCGUCCUUGGGAAGUUUGUGUGAGACAUAUUCCUCGGGCCCAGAAUACAGUGGCAGAGCAAUUGAUAAAAUUUGUAAGUCCGAAGUUGAUGAGAUUUAAUUUGAUGGAGGAUCCCCGGCUGUCGAUUAGGGAGCUGCUUAUGGUGGAGUCCAAUCUGUUUGGUUUGAAUUAG
This is a messenger RNA of Gossypium raimondii (Peruvian cotton), 1044 nucleotides long. RefSeq lists its product as uncharacterized. The transcript is spliced from 4 exons. Gene Ontology annotation, molecular function: nucleic acid binding; RNA-DNA hybrid ribonuclease activity. The record is from RefSeq and is a predicted model, not a curated record. The coding region runs from base 1 to 1044 and encodes 347 amino acids. NCBI's taxonomy places the organism in Eukaryota, Viridiplantae, Streptophyta, Magnoliopsida, Malvales, Malvaceae.